AUGGCCACUUCAGACGUCGAUGUCGAGUAUCUGCCUCCAGAUGCCUCGUACGCGUACGAGAAGAAGCAUCCGGAUGCCGAGUACCAGGAUGCAGACGCUCGUGAUACUGCCGUCGCGCAGAUGGGCGAGGUCAACGAGGUCCGCCAGGGCUUGCACCAGCGCCACAUUCAGAUGAUCUCGCUGGCUGGCACCAUCGGAACCGGUCUGUUCUUGGGCUCUGGCAGCGCCCUCACCAACGGUGGCCCUCUCGGUGUCCUGCUGGGCUACUCGUUCACCGGCUUGUUGGUGGCCAGCGUCGUCUUCGCCGUCGGUGAGAUGGGCGCCUUGGUGCCGCUGAACGGCGGUGUUGUUCGCUACUCCGAGAUCUUCUUUGACCCGGCCAUGGCCUUUGCCAACGGCUGGAACCAGACCUACUCCAUGGCCGUCUCCAUCCCCGCCGAGAUUGUCGCUGCCGCCGUGCUCAUUGAGUUCUGGGCCACGUACAACAAUGCCAUUUGGAUUAGUGUGUUUGGCGUGCUCAUCGUCAUCAGCGCUUGCUCCUUUAUCCGCGUCUACGGCGAAAUGGAGUUCUUCUUCUCCAUCUUGAAGAUCAUGCUCAUCAUCGGCAUCAACAUCAUGGCCCUGGUGAUCACCUGCGGCGGUGGACCCGAUCAUACCUCGAUCGGAUUCCAGUACUGGCGAAACCCAGGUCCGUUUGUGCAGUAUCUAGGCAUCGGCGGCUCCUUGGGCCAGUUCCUCGGUUUCUGGACCACCUUCAACAACGCUCUGUACGCAUACUCCAACAUCGAGAGUAUCACCGUCGCCGCCGCCGAGACGAAAAACCCUCGCGUAGCCAUCCCCAUGGCUGCGAAGCGCAUCUUCAUUCGUAUCUUGCUCUUCUACGUCUUGACCAUCUUCAUGAUCGGCCUCGUCGUCCCAUCCAAUGACCCGCAGCUGCUCAGUGGCAGCGGCACCGCCUCGGAAUCGCCCUUUGUCAUCGCCGCCCGCCGCGCCGGCAUCAAGGUUGUGCCCUCCAUCAUCAACGCCGUCGUCCUGACCUCUGCCUGGUCAGCCGGUAACUCCUUCAUGCUCACUGGCUCGCGUAUGAUCUAUGGUAUGGCUGUCUUUGGACACGCCCCCGCUGCCUUCAAGCGAAUCAACCGCUUCGGUGUCCCCUACGUUGGUGUCUGCUUCCUCGGCGUCUUUAUCUGCCUCGGCUACAUGACCCUGUCCAGCUCCGCCUCCACCGUCUUCACCUGGCUGCAGAACAUCGUCUCCGUCGCCACCCUCGUCAACUGGAUGACCAUCCUCACCGUCUACCUCCGCUUCUUCUACGGCUGCCGCAAGCAAGGCAUCGACCGACACGCCGAGCUCCCCUGGGCUGCCCCCUUUCAGCCCUACGCUGCAUGGAUCUCCAUGUUCAUCUUUGGCCUGCUCUUCUUGACCGGUGGUUACAGCACUUUUAUCCAUGGUGACUGGAGCACAUCCGUCUUCGUCUCCUCUUAUCUUAACCUGCCGCUUAUCUUCAUAUUGUACUUUGGCUACAAGUUUAUCAAGAAGACCAAGAUCAUCCCCUUGGAUGAAAUUCCUAUUCGUCCGUUUAUUGAGGAGAUGAACCGGAAUCCUCCGCCCAUCACACCGCCGAAGACGGGAUGGCGCAGAUUUAAUAUUUUGUGGUCUUAG
Molecule: messenger RNA, 1662 nt
Organism: Talaromyces atroroseus
Lineage: Eukaryota; Fungi; Ascomycota; Eurotiomycetes; Eurotiales; Trichocomaceae
Exons: 1
Coding region: 1-1662 (553 amino acids)
Biological process (GO): amino acid transmembrane transport
Cellular component (GO): membrane
Molecular function (GO): amino acid transmembrane transporter activity
Source: RefSeq, a predicted model, not a curated record